AAAGAAGAACCUACAAUAUUUGUGCAACCACUAAUUAAUGAAGAUAGUAAUCAGUUAUGCGGCAUAUUUUGGAUGACAGCAAACCAAAUCUUAUUGUGUGAAGAUAAAUCACGUCUUGGUGCACAGCCUUUUUAA
This is a messenger RNA of Dentiscutata erythropus, 135 nucleotides long. NCBI's taxonomy places the organism in Eukaryota, Fungi, Glomeromycota, Glomeromycetes, Diversisporales, Gigasporaceae. The record is from the annotation of a GenBank genome assembly.